AUGGGCGACUUUCGAAGCAUGCCAGCUGAAGCAUGGAACCAGGUGCACGCAAGAUUUGAGGCAUCCCGUGGAAAAGCAGAGAAAGUGACAAGUCUCCGUGCCUCCGCACCUGAAUGGACACCAUGGUCAGCUGCGGGUCAUGAGAUACCUGCCCCAUACCAUCCGCCGCUGGACGCGCAGUGGUCCGUACCUCUUCCACGCCAAGUGUCGACGGGUGGGCAAUCGACAGGAGGUGCCCAGUGCCAUACUCCAGAAGCCGGAUCACGGCGCCCUUCUUAUACGCCAUACGGCCCAUAUGGCGCACCUGCAGCGCCCGCAGUUCCUGGAUACACCGGCGAUGUAUAUCAGCAGCGCGUCAUGAUGGAGAAGGCAUUCUACGAUGGCUGGGCCGAUGCGGCAGCAGCAGCCGCAAGGGCGGCAGCUGCUGCAGGGUCAGCCACCAGUAUCCCACCUUCGCCACCACCUACGCCAGCUGCACAGGUGGCGACAGUGGCGCCACCGGUGGUUGGAGGCGUGGCUGCAUCUCUGGCUGCCCAUGUUCAGGCGAUGCCACCCAGCCCUGCCGCGCAGGCAGCAGCCACAGCCCAGCCGCUGAGCCCCGCGGCACAGGUCCCUGGCAUUCAGCCGAUAAGCCCGGCCUUAUCGGGCUCCCAGCUCCAGAUGCCCAACACGCCGUCGCAAGCCAGCACUGGAGAGCAUGUGCCGUUGGACCAACUUCAGUGGCAGAGAGUGGAGGUUCCAGCUGUGCAGAUCGCACCACCGAAGAUUGGGCCACCAGCGGGGCCGGUAGCCAUCUCGAAUUCGGAGAGCCCGCGAUCCAGCAUUUUAAAGCUUUGCGGGGCUUGGGGAGCCCUGGCGAAGCAGAACACUCCCAAAUUGUCAUUGGAACCAGGCCACGCCAAACAACGUGCAGAGUUGCUCCACUAUCGGCGAGCUCUUGGCGCCACCGCCCCACCUCAGGAGGUGGCAACGCUGACGUGUGCCCGAGUGUGA
Messenger RNA from Symbiodinium necroappetens, 993 nucleotides. The record is from the annotation of a GenBank genome assembly. Lineage: Eukaryota; Dinophyceae; Suessiales; Symbiodiniaceae.